AUGCCUAAGUUGACCAUCGAUGAUGUUGAUGUGGCCGGCAAGCGCAUCUUCAUGCGCGUGGACUUCAACGUGCCUCAGGACAAGGCCGAUCCCAGCAAGAUCACCAACACCCAACGUAUUGAUGGUGCCUUGCCCACCAUCAAGAAGGUCUUGGACAAGGGCGCCAAGGCAGUUGUGUUGGCAUCCCACCUGGGCCGACCCGAUGGCAGCGUAGUUGCGAAGUUCUCCAUGGCACCAGUUGCAAAGGUGCUCGAGGAGAAACUGGGCAAACCCGUGAUCUUCUGCAAAGACUGCGUCGGGGCCGAGGUUGAGGCAACUUGUGCAGACCCUGCACCGGGCAGCGUCAUCCUGUUGGAGAACUUGCGAUUCCAUGUGGAGGAAGAAGGCAAGGGCGUGGAUGCCGAAGGAAACAAGAUCAAGGCAGAGAAGGACAAGGUCGCUGCCUUCCGUGCCUCCAUCAGGAAACUGGCGGACGUGUACUGCAACGAUGCCUUCGGCACUGCUCACCGUGCUCACAGCUCCAUGGUCGGGGAGGGGUUCGAAGUGAAGUGCGCCGGUGACUUGAUGGGCAAGGAGCUGAGCGCUUUCGCCAAGGUCUUGGAGACUCCGGCCAAGCCGGUACUGGCCAUUCUCGGUGGUGCCAAGGUCAGCGACAAAAUCCAGCUGAUCAUGAACAUGCUUGACAAGGUGAACAUGAUGAUCAUUGGCGGCGGCAUGGCAUACACCUUUUUGAAGAUCAAGGAUGGCAUGACCAUCGGCAGCUCCCUCUAUGAUGAAGAGGGCGCCAAGAUUGUCCCUGACAUUUUGGCCAAGGCUGAGAAGCUUGGCGUUAAGAUCAUUCUGCCAGUGGACUUCACUUGCUCCUCCAAGUUCGGAGAGGAUGGCGAAAUCAAAGAAGGUGUCACAAAGGAGACAGGUAUCCCAGAGGGCUUCAUGGGCUUGGACUGCGGACCGAAGUCUAUUGAGGAGAAUGCCCAGGCAGUCAAGGAAAGCAAGACCAUCAUUUGGAAUGGCCCCAUGGGUGUCUUUGAGAUGUCCAAGUUCGAGACCGGCACGAAGAAGCUGAUGGACGCGGUCGUUGAGGCCACUGGCGCGGGCACUGUCACUGUCAUCGGAGGUGGUGACACUGCCACAGCUUGCAAGAAGUACGGCACUGAAGACAAGGUGACUCACUGCAGCACUGGCGGAGGUGCCUCCUUGGAGCUCUUGGAGGGUAAGGAGCUCCCUGGUGUUGCAGCCCUUAACGACAAGUGA
This is a messenger RNA of Cladocopium goreaui, 1254 nucleotides long. NCBI's taxonomy places the organism in Eukaryota, Dinophyceae, Suessiales, Symbiodiniaceae. The record is from the annotation of a GenBank genome assembly.